This is a messenger RNA of Limulus polyphemus (Atlantic horseshoe crab), 9431 nucleotides long. Its product is annotated as centrosomal protein of 290 kDa-like. The record is from RefSeq and is a predicted model, not a curated record. Lineage: Eukaryota; Metazoa; Arthropoda; Merostomata; Xiphosura; Limulidae.
UACUAUUAGCGUAUACGUGUAGGGCUUAUGGAUCCGGUUGAAUGUUGAUUUGUUUACUAUUUUUUUUUUUUUUAUAUAUAAGUUGUAUAACCAGAAAACUAACACGAUAUAUUUACAUUUAUAGUCUUUUGUAUUACUAUUAUGAAUAAUUCAGUAUUUUAAAAGGCUUACCAGUUACCUACAAUUUACAAACCACUUACCAGAGUUGUACUUCUGAACUGUGUUGGUAGUGUCUUGCAUUACAUCCAUGGCUCUUGACUGAGUUGAUUUGUGUUAUAUGUCAGAAUGUGGAACAGACUGAGUCAAGCUGCAGGACUGGGUCAAAAGGAACCUGAACAACAAGAGGCAGGAAAAUUUCCUAAUCAUGUGGAACUUCAAGAACAGCUUGAACAGCAACAAAUACUUGUUCAGCAAUUGAAAGACAUGCUUAGAGAAAAUGAAACACAUCUAAAAAACAAGGACAAAGAAGUGGAAGAAACAACAGCUAAGUUUCACAAGUUUAAACUUCAGGCUAAAGCCAAAAUAACACAGCUUUCUGCUCAGCUCAAAAGUCAUGAUCAGGAGAAAAAAACUGGACAAGAAAAGGGAGAUGCUGAACUAUAUGAAGUAUCCUCUUCAAUUCCUGAUCAUGGGGAUAAAGGUAAAGUUCUCAUGUUAAAGAAACAGCUGGAGGAGAGUCGAUAUAAGUAUGAACAACGAGAGAAAGAUGUUUCAGAAAAUCGUAACAUUCUAGAAAAAAUGAUAGAAGAUCUUCAAAACCAGCUUCAAGAAAGGGAUAGUAUUAUUCAAGAAAUGAAAAAGAAAGAAGGGGGAGAAAAUAUGUCAAAGAAGGAAGUGAACAAACAGGACAAUGUUUCUCCAACUAAAGAACAAAAUAUUGAUACCCAAGAGAUGUAUGCACAGCUACUGUACAAAGAUGCCAAAAUCGUAGAGCUCAACAACACUGUUCUUGAGAAAGAAUGCCAAAUAAUAGACCUGCAGGAACAUAUUAAGGAAAAGGAAGAGGUCUUACAGACUCGAAAUCGUGCCAUACAGUUGAUGACAGAAGAGAUGAGUAAGAGAGGGAAAACUGUCAUUGAUGAACUGGAUGAAACACGUGGACAGAUGAAAUCCAUGCAGGAAAAUUUUGUAAGCGUAGAGUCAGGGUGGAAGGAAGAAAAGGAAAAAUUUCAAAAAGAUUUACAAGAUCUGCAGGAAAAACAUGAGUUAGAAAAAAGUGAGAAAGAGAAAAAAAUUGCUGAGCUUGAGUCAAGCUUGAAGAAGCUAGAAUCGGUACGGUUUGAACUUGCAACCAAAAAUGCCCAACUCCAAGAAAAAGUUGUCUACAUGCAGGAAAAUUUGGAAAAAUGGAAAGAAACCCAACAAAAAAAAUAUGAAGAAGAACGAAAUAGUCUACACAGUGAACUUGAAGAAAAAAGUUCUCAAGUGGCAGACCUGAAGAAACUUCUAGAUGAAACCAAUAGUCAGACUGAGAGCAAGAUUUUGAAAGCCAGAGUUAAAGAGAGAAGCAAAAUAAAAGCUUUAGAAAGAUACAUUGAAGAAUUAAAAAAGGGAGAAGAAACAAGUAAAGAAUUAACACUCCAGGAACCUUUGGAAGGACUAGAAGACAAAGAUGCAGUAAACAAGGAAGAGUCAGAUCUAGAGCAAGAUCUUGCACAAGAAAACAAAAACCUUAUAAUCAAAUGCACUUCAUUAGAGGAAAAACAGCACCAGUUGUUGGACAAAAUUAGUAAUCUCCAGUCAAUUUCUAGUCAGUUCCAGGAUCAGCUAAAGCAAGAACAGGAGGCAAAACAGGCACUAGAACUUCAGUUUGAAGAGAUGAAAGAAAGUCUUCAUCAAAAUUUGGAACAGACAAUUAAGCUUUCUCAAGAAAAGGAGAGUAAACUAACUGAACUUGAAUCAUUCCUGGAGGUAUUAAAGCUAGAGAAAGAAGCACUGGAGACAAAAGUAAGGGAGAUUGAAGAACAGAAAACAGGUGGUGACCAAACAGUCCAUCAACUAAGAGAGAAGAUUGAUAACCUAUUGGAACAGAUAGAAGAUCAAAAGCAGUCAGUUCUAGAUGUGGAAAAAGAUCGAAAUAGAGCACAAGUAGAACUUGAGGAAUUAAAGAAUUCUUCUGAACUUGACAGAAGAAAAAUUCAAGACCUAGAGAAACACUUGGAAGCCACAAAAAAAGAAAUGAAUGAACUGUUAAAUCAUCAUAAGACUAUCCUAGAGGAGAAGGAAAGUCUACAAGAAAAACUAGAUGCUACAUUAAUGGAACUUAAUAUUACAAGACAGCAGGUUUCAGACACUGUACAUGAGUUGGAAAUAUCACAGCAUUCACAGAAGGAAAAUAAGGAUUCUCUUCUUGAUUUGAGAAGAGAACUUGAUAAAAGCUCAACUCGGCUAUCAGAGUUUUUCUCGAAAUGUGGAUUUCAGAGCAUUGAUGAAGCUAACUAUAGAUGGACUGAAGUUCAAGAAGAAUUGACUCGGUUGGAAAAUGAAGUGGAUGUAUUGAAAACAAAGAAGACGUCCCUUGAAGUUCAGAUGUCAGAUUUACUGGUUCAACAGUCACAAGCAGAAGAAUGUUUCAAAACAGAAAAAGAUCAGCUUAAGACAAAGCUGGAUGAACAAGAUAUGAAAUAUAAUCAGCUUCAUUUAGAAUUAUCAGAAAAGCAGAACAUGGUUGACAAGCUCUUGGAAGAGCUAAAAGAAAAGAAAAUGGAGAUCCAGGUUUUCUUAACCAAACAAGGAGAACAAGAUCAUAAACUUUCAGAAAUAACAGCUGAGGUUGAAAAACAAAAAGAGUUUUUAGAAAAUUUUCAAACAGAAUUAGAAAAUAAAGAUAUGAAAAUUAAAUCUAUCGAGUGUGAAAUUGACACUAAAAAUCAGUUGAAUUCAGAACUUACUCUUCAACUUAGUCAGGUAAAGAAAGAUCAUCAAAUUUUGCAGGAAUCGUAUUCAUCUGAAGGCAAGAAAAGUGAUUCCAAAGUUUCCUCCCUCAUGGAACAGAUAUGGGAUUUAGAAACUGAAGUUUCUCGUAUUCAAAAACAAUUAGAAGAGAAAGAUAAAAGUAUUGAAUCCUACAAAAAACAAGUGGAAGAUUCCAAACUUGAAAAGGAAAUUCAAAUGAAAGAUUAUGAACUGGAAAUUGAAAGUAACAAAAACAGAAUACAAAAUUUGGAAGAAGACAUAAAUUAUUUACAAAAUCAACUUUCUGGUUUUGUUGAUGCUGUAAAAUCUAAGGAUGAUGAAAUAAAUAAAAUCAUGAGAGAAUACGAAGAUCAGAAUAAAAGUAAUGUAGACCAGUUGCAGGAUUAUGAGUUUACAGUAAAAAAAUAUGAAGAAGAAAACUUGCGGUUGAGUAGCGAGAAAAAUUUCUUAGCUCGUCAACUUGAUGAAAGUAAUGAUAAAAUUCAAGAACUACAGCAGCUCAUAAAAGAAAGUGAUAAUUAUACCAAAAACUUGGAAGGUCAGAUUAAUCAGUCUGAUUCACAUCUUGCUUCAUUAAAUGAAAAGCUUAAAAAAUUACAAAAUGACAUUGAAGCAAAGAAUCAAGAAAUUAUAUCUUUAAAGAGAGGAAAUGAGGAGGCAAUUGAAUCACUGAAACAACAGUUAGUAAUAUGUUCCAAGGAAAAUAGCUCACUCAAAGAAAAUAGUCUAAAUCUCAAUUCAUCUUUAACAAAAUUACAAGAACAGGUGAACCAUCUCCAAGAUUAUAUUGCUGAAUUGAAGUCAUCUAAAGAAUCUGAUGCUUCAGAGUUGAGUUCUUUGAGAAACAAAUAUCAUGAGGUGCUACAAAAAAAUCAUGAAAUUCAGGAAGAUUUUAAUCAGCAAUACUCAAAAUUACAGAAAACUGAGCAUGAAAUGAAAGAAGCUUUGGUUUUAAAGAUACAAGAAGAAACUGAAGCUAGGUUACAAACAAAAAAUAGUGAAAUUACAUGUUUGAAAGAAAGCAUUCAGGAACAAGAAACUAUGAUAGAAGAACUGAAAAAAUGUAUAAAAUUAAAAGAACUAGAAGUUAGUGAAAUAACUCAAGACCAAGAAGAAAAACAUAAGGUACUGGAGAGUUUAGAACACGAUAAGGAAUUUUUGGAGAAUGCACUUCAGGAGAAAAAUUAGCUCUUUAACAUGCUACAGGCAACUGUUCAAAGUAUUGAGCAAGAAAACGUUCAGUUGAAGUCAGAAAUACAACAGUUAUCUCAGGAAGUUUUGACUGAAAAGAAACAAAAAAUGUUGGCUUUAGAAAAAGAAUCAGCAUUACAAAAAAAUAUAGAGCAACUAAACAGUGAAGUUCAAACACUUCGACACUCUUUACAGAAGACAUCAGAAAAUAUUCAAUGUCUAGAACCUUCUGUUGAAGAAAACAGAGUUUUAAAAGAUCAGAUAGAGCAACAAUUACAGGCAAAAUAUGAUGCAAUGUGUGCAGAGUUACAGGAAAAACUGACAGAAAUAGAGAAUCUUACAGUUGAAGUUCAUUGUUUAAACAACCAGCUUCAAGAAGCUAAAUCAGAAUCUAAGUGCAUGCAGGAAGAAUUUGACAAAUGCCAAAAAUGUGGAGAAACAACUCAAGAACAGCUUAAAGAAUGUCAAGAGAGACAUGAAGUGUUACUUAAAGAAAAUGCAUUACUCCAAGAAAGGACAAAUGAGAUGAAAGAAUCUAUGGAUCAAUUAUCAACAGAUUUACAAGAUUCUAAUGAAGUUAAAAAUUCUCUUCAACAGGAAGUUGAAAGACUGAACUUAGAAUUAUCUUUUAAUGAAAAACUGAAAUCUGAGUUUUCAAAAGCUGAAGCUCAUUCAAAACAAUUAAGUGAAUCAAAUAAUCAGCUACAGCUCAAAGUGGAAAACUUACAACAAGAACUUAAUGUUUUGUGCCUCAGCAAAGAAGAUUUACAGAGUGAAAUAAAAACUGUCAUAAAAGAUUAUGAAAAGCAAAUUGCUGAUCUAAGACAAAAAGAUGAAGAUAAUUUUAAUAUUGUUAAUGAAUUGAAUAAACAGCUGAAAGAAAAAGAGCAUCAUAGUGCUGCUGAUAAAAAACAAAUUGAAAGGCUUCAAUUUUUUGAAUCCGAGUAUCGUGAUUUAGCUGAAAAGUUUAAUGAAAUAGAGGAGACUUACAAGUUAGAAGUACAACAGAUACAAAAUGUUAAUAUAGAACUUAAAAAUCAUGCUCAUCAAUUGGAAGAAGAUAUCAAAUCAGUGACAGAAAAGUUGAAAGCAGAAGAAAGUGAAAACUCAAACUUUUUAACUGCCAUAGAAAAAGAAGUUUCUGAAAAAAAAUCCAUCCAAACACUUUUACAAGAAGCACAAAAGACUAUAUUAGUUUUAGAGAAUUCAGUUAACGACCUGCAAGAUGAAAAUUCAGAAGCAUUAAGGAAAACAACAGAGUUGGAAAAUAAAAACUUAAAUUUAGAAGAAAAAAUUGCAGAAAUGGAAAUAACAUUAGGGAAGUCAGAAGUGGAACUGACUACAACUCAUCAGCAGUUUGAGGAAGUUCAAAAUAGAAUGCUAGCCAUUCAGAAGGAAAAUUUCAUGCUGAAUUCUAAGUUUUCCUAUUAUCAGCAACUAACUGAAGAAAAAAGUGAGCUUGAGUUAGCCAUUCAUAAAAUUCAAGAUGAAAAACAACAGCUUCAUGAACAGAUUCAAAAAUAUGAAGAUGAACUAAGAUCAUUUGAGCACCUCGAUAAAAAACAGAAAGAUGAAUUGAACAACCUCAAGGCUAAAUUUGAAGAAAUUGAACUUAAUAUGCAACAAAAAAAUGAACAUAUACAUGUAUUACAGUGUGAUUCAAGUGAGAAUACACAAAAAUUAUCUUUAGAAUUAGAGUCUUGUCAUAAUCAGAUUCAAGAGCUACAAAUUCAAGUUCUUAAUAAAAGCCAAGAACUAGAAGAUGCUCAUCAGUAUGCUCAAGAAAAGGAUGAGAAAAUAAAAAGUGUGAAUGAUGAACUAGUUGUACUGCAAAAUAACUUAAGGGAAGCCGAAGAAUCAUUAAUUGUGUAUAGAAAAGAACUGGAAAGCCUUGGAAGUAGCAUAGUAGAUAAAGAUAGUGAGAUUUCCAAUUUAACUGAAAGGCUUGGUAUUGUAAAUACUGAGCUUAAUUCUGUCUUAGCUGAAGUGAGGACACUUUCUGCUAGAUUAACUGAAAAGGAGGAAGAGUACAAUGAACUAAACUUGAAACAUAAAGAAAAUCUUAAAAAAAUAGAAGCCCAAGAAGAAGAAAUAAAUAUUCUUCAUUCUAAGACAGAAAGUCUGGUGUUUGAACUUCAAGAUGCUCAGAACAGUCUGGAGCAUUCUGAAAAAUCAUACAGAGACUUAAAAAAGAUUCUCAGUGGUCAGGAAAAAACCAUCGGGGAUCUGGAAGACCAGUUAUCAAACCAAAUGGAGAAAAGUCACCAUCAAGAAGAUCAUAUGAAAAAAGUUAAAACUGAGUUGGAAUGUGCUCACAAUGAAAUUCAGAAAGAAAAAGAAUUGACAAAAGUGCAACAACUGCAAAUAUGUUCUUUAGGAGAAAAUAUUUUACAAUACCAAAUAGUUGCAAAUGAUCUUACCAUUGAGAAACAGAGGCUGGAACAAAAAUGUGAAACAUUGGUUUCUUUUCAGGAUAUGAAUUGUGCUCUUGAAAAUGAAUUAGAGUCUUUAAAGUGCAAACUUAAUGAAAGAACUGUCAAAGAAUUUGAAGGAAGCAAUGAAACAGAAGACCUUAGAAAAACACUGAAGCAAGCCAGGGAAGAAAUUGAAUCAAUGCGCAAAGAACGAGAUAAUUUGUCUUUAGAAAUGGAGGAAAUGAAAAAUACUCUCCAGAAGAAAAAUAAUGAGUUGCAAUAUAAAGAAGAAGAAGUCAACAAAUAUCUUGUAUCAAAUCAAGAACUGAACCAGAAAAUUGAAGGCUUUCAAACGUUAUCAAAAGAAGCUGAAUCACUUAAACUUGAGAUAGACAAUUUAUUAUUAGAUAAGAAAAUGCUGCAAUCUCUAGUGGAUGAACUCAAUGAUGAAAAACAAGAUUAUAAGGAACAUAAAGAUAAUUUGCAAAAGAAAGAAAUGGAAAAUGCAAUGCUUCACCAAAAAUUAGAAACGAAAGAAUUUCUCCUUGAUAAAUCGGAAGCAAAAAUGCACGAGUUAGAAGCAAAGAUUGAAAAAAUUCUUGGUGAAAAACAAUUUCUUGAGGAUGAAAAACAAAAAUUAAAAAUAAAGGUUAAGGAAAGUGAAGAAUUAUACAAGGAAGUAACAUCCAGUUUAAUUUUCGAAAAACCCAAAACGGAAGAAAAUUCUGCUUGCACUUGUGAGAAGGAAGAAGUUAUUCGAGGACUAGAAAAUCAGCUUAAAAGAGUUAAUGCUGAUUAUGAUGAGCUUAAAUAUUCUAUCCAGAAGGUGGAGACACAAACGGAAGAAAAAGAAUUAAAAUAUUUUUCUGAAGAAGAUACAAGUGAAAAAAAUGCUGUAAAUUUGAGCAAACAACAAGAUCUACAGAAUCAGGCUCUGAUCAAGGUUGAAGAAGAAAAAUGGCAAAAAUCUUCUGAUAAACCAGCUCGUGAGUCUGAUCCUGAAAUAGAUGUCUUUAAAAAAGAAAAUGAAAAUUUAAAACGUGAGCUAGAGUUAUCCAAAAUUAAAGCCAUGAAAAUGCUAACAAAACUUAAACAGUUUAAAGAUAAGAAUGAAAAACUGCAGAAAGAAGUAGAGAAUCUGUCAUCUAAGAUACAUGACAAAAUGCAAGUAAAAGCUCAUGAGAAUAAAAUUGAAGAAUGUCUGAAAAAUAAGGAAUAUAUUAUCAGUAAACUCCAGAAAGAAUUAGCCACAGAUUUAGAUAUUCAUAAAAAAACUAUCCAACAAAUGAAAAAUGAAAGGACCCUUCUUCAGGAAACAAAUGAUGAAUUUACUGUAAAACUAAAAUUUAUUAGGGAAAAAAUUGAAAUACUUCAAAAGAAUAUUGCAGAAUCUAAUCAACAAAACAAAGCUCUGCACCACACAGUAGAAGAAUUAGAAAAAGAGAAAGACAUGUUCCAAAACAAGUGUCUAAGUUUAGAAUCAAAGUAUUCAAAACUCACUGAUGAUUAUGAGGAGGAAAAGACUCUGAGAGAAAGUUUGCGACGUGAGUUACAUAACUUGAAAGAGCAUGAGCAGAUGUUAUCUUCUGAUAACGAAACCUAUCAACAAGUUCUUGAGGAAUUGAGAAGUUCAAAACAAAAUCUAGAAGAAGAGCUGAGAAUAGUUAAAGAAAUGCACUGCAGAUCCUUUAGAGAGUUAGAAGCAAGAUAUCAUGAUGAAUCUUUAAAGUUGAAAAACUUGGAGAGUACUUUGCAAGAACAAGAAGAUAUGUACCAGAAACUGUAUUCAGAUUAUGUUGAACUGAAAACUAAAUCUGAUGAAGCUGUAAUGGAAAACAGUAGUUUAAAAGAAAAAUUAAUAGAGUUUCAAAAUGAAACAGAUGGUGCUUUAUAUAUGAAAAAGUGUGUUGAAGAAGCUCUUUUAAAAAGUCAAAAUGAACUUGAAUCCCUGAAAAAAGUUCAAGCUAGCUUUGAUUGGGGUACAUCUGAAAAUGAUGACACAGAUAUUAUUCAAAUUGAAGUUGAAAAACUACAGAAAGGGAAAGAAAUCCAGAAGAAUCAACUUCAUGAGCUCCAUAAAGAAUGUGUUCAAAAGGCUUCAGAAGAAUCUGAAGAGUUAUGUAGAAGAAAUGAAGAAUUGAAUAACAAAGUAAUUUCCCUUCAAGAAGAACGGGAGCAGUUGUUGAAUGAGCUAAAUUGUACAAGAAACGAGCUUGACAAAAUGGUUUGGAGCAACACAGAAGAAAAACAGAAGCUUGAUUCUGAGAUUAAGGAAUUAAAGCUAAUGGUCAAUGAGUUCACAUGGAAGAAUGAAACCCUACAGCAGAAAGAUAAUUCUUCUCAGUAUAAGUGGAAAGACGGUCCUGGUGAACUUAACCAUGAGGUACUCCAAAAGCAAGUUCAAACUCUUCAGCAAGAACUUGAAUCAUCCAGAAAAGAGAACAUAGCUUUAUAUUCUGAAAAGGCUUAUCUUGAGGCAGCUUGCAAACAACUUCAGGAAACCAACCAUGAUUUACAGAAAAAUGAUAUGGGUGGCCUUGCUCAAAAACAGUCUUUAGAAACCCAGGAGAAACUACAACAGGAACUUCAACAAGCAAUGCAGAGUCUACAUCAACAGGGAUUAAAGACAGAAGUACUAAGUUUAAAAAUAAAUCAACUGUUAGAUGAAAAAAAUGGUUUACAGUAUCAGUUGAUACAGACUCAACAAGAUCUGCAAAGAAAAGAAAGAGAAUUAUCUGAAUUCCACAAGCUAAGCUUAUUAGGUCAACUUCAAGAACAUGAAUCAGCUCAAAGAAAAGUGAUGGAAUCAGUUGGAACACACCCUACGUCUUUUCAAGUAAGAAAAUCUGUCUUUUGAGUCGGUUGAAUCUUGGUCAUGCUUUGUUGUUGAAUUAAAAUUAUUUUUUUUUA